AUAUGGGUUUCUCCUGGGAUACUGGGAGAGCGAAAUCUCAGCCGCUGAUAUUCCCAAGGCUGGCUGCAGCUUCUUUUGCCCGCCAUUUUCUAGACAUCCCUGAGCCCAUGGAGAAGAGAGGAAAAACAAAAUUCCAUUUCCCAUCAUGCUUCGGCCUGACGCUCUCCAGCAGGGCGUUUACGGGCCGCGUACUAACGCUAUUUCCGCUUAGCGCGGGCCCUUUCGACUUCCUGGUCUUUGCUUCCGGAGGUGUGUGGAAGGCGAGGACGGAAUCACUGGCGAUAAAGAACGUAGCUAAGAAAGAAAGGGAUGUGACGAAGGCGUCUGCGCCGGAAGUGACGUUCUGGAGGGCGCCGCGCGGUGUGUGAGGAAGGUCAGUCGGCAUGAGUGGUUCCCUGUGCUGUCGGGCGACUAGGUGAGUCCUCGCUAAGGGGGCGGGGAGGAUUCCCUGCCAGCUGCAUUCGCUCCACCCGAGCCGGGUCCUUGGACCAGAGUCAGGGAGGGAAACGGAGCGGAACGGAACGAUGCGGGUGGUAUCGGGGAGGCUCACUGGUCUCUUUCUCAGGAGUCGCCGGGCGCAGAGCCUCGUGCCUUGGGUCUCUCGGGGCUUGCUCCCUUCGGUCGGAGCCAGGGCCAAGAACGGGGUCGCGGAAGAGGAGGAUGAGCUAGAACGACCUAUCCACUUUUCCUCCAGCAAGGCGAACCCGCACCGUUGGGCCGUGGAGCAUUCCCUGGGAAGCGAUCGUCAUCGUCCCUGGUGGAAGGUCGUACCCUUGAGCGUCUCCCUUAUAGCGCUGAUCUCUUGGUGCUUCUUAAGGAAGGAGACCGAUGUUGAUCGAUGGUUGACUGAAGACUUGGAAGGGGAGUCACCAGAAGCAGACAUCGAUUCCGAGCAGCCUGGAAGGUUAUCCGAUGUAUUGUCCAGGAUUAAGAAAUCCUGGAAUUUCAUCCUAGUGGGACAUGCUGGAUGUGGCCAGAAACAUAGCUGUCUUCUUAGAGGGCAGACUUAGUGACAGCAGUAGACCAUCAACAGAAGAAAGAAACUGCCCUAUGGCUCACCCAAGUUUCCUAAUGAAACUUUGGAAAGGGUUUCUCAGACCCGUUAGAAGUGUUGGUAUUCAUCAUUCUAGUGAUUUAACAGUUGGUGCUUUUGAAUGCCUUGGGGUACAAAGUGCAGUGCAGAAUUGCCAGCUGGAUAUUCAUUUGCAUGAAAAUGUCAUCCAUUUCGUUUUUAUAAAACAAUGUGAAAAUAAGUGUUACUUUUGUAGCAUUGAAAUAAAGUAAAUAAUUUGC
Messenger RNA from Phascolarctos cinereus (koala), 1293 nucleotides. It is a transcript of the gene UQCC4, whose product is annotated as ubiquinol-cytochrome c reductase complex assembly factor 4. NCBI's taxonomy places the organism in Eukaryota, Metazoa, Chordata, Mammalia, Diprotodontia, Phascolarctidae. The record is from RefSeq and is a predicted model, not a curated record.